Heterobilharzia americana is the source of this 485-nucleotide messenger RNA. Lineage: Eukaryota; Metazoa; Platyhelminthes; Trematoda; Strigeidida; Schistosomatidae. The record is from the annotation of a GenBank genome assembly.
CAGAUUUUCAACACCAACCUAGUCAAGUCAGUGCUUCUGUGUGAUGGUUCAGAGACUUGGAGCGUUACGAAAGGGAUUUCCAAUAAACUACAGACAUUCACCAACAACUGCUUACGCUGGCUCGUUACUCAAGAUCAGAUGGAUUGCCAGAAAGAAUAAGCAACAAGGAACUGUGGCUGGCUGGCAACGAACCAACCAAGAACCUAUCACCCAAGAAGUAUGCAGUGGAAGGAAGUGGAGAUGGAUUGGGCAUACACUGAGAAGGCCGACUGGGGACAUCAUGCGUCAGGCCAGUCACUUGAGUGGAAUCCCCAUGGGGAGCGAUGAGUUGGACGUCCGAGGUGAGGGUGACGUGGAGGAGAUGGUGCGAGGAGGAAAUGGGAGCUUGUGGGCUGACGUGGAACCAGGUUCAAAAGAUUUCAGAGAACAGAUUUCACUGGAGACGUGCUAUUGAAGCCGUAUGUUCCAUUAGGAACCCAAGGGAC